AUGACUAACGAAAUAACAGGAGUCGAGAAGAAAACUGCUAAAGGCAGGUUUAAAAAACCAAAGGAGAAAAACUUCAAAUGUACAGGGUAUCCAGGUUGUGAGAUGUCUUUCUCAAGGGCAGAACAUCUGGCGAGACAUAUAAGGAGGCAUACAGGCGAAAAGCCUUUCAAAUGUGAUAUAUGUUUAAAAUAUUUCAGCAGGAUAGACAAUUUAAAACAGCAUAAGGAUACCGUCCAUGCGAAAGAUAAUGUGAAAAACAACAGCCAGCAUCAUCAAAUUCAUGUUAAUGGAGCCAAAUCAUCUAACAUAACUUUGAAAUAUAGUGACUGGAGGCCUCGUAGUGGGACAUUCUCAGCUGCGAAUGGAGUUGGGAAUGCAGCCGCCGUUUCACGGGAUAGGAAUAAUAAUUUCAAAAGCCGCAAUAAUAAUAUGAAUGGUUCUAACGAAGACAGCAUGGUAUAUCAUCAUUACGAUGGCAACGGUUAUAAAAAUGGCGGAAUCGAUAUGAAAUCUAAUAAGCAGACGAGGAAGUCUAUUCUAAAAGAUGAUAAACGGAAAAGAUCGUACUCUAGUGACAAUUUUUCAACGUCAUCUUCUUCGUCAUCAUCCUCUCCCCCAUCUUCCAAUGGGGAUUCAUGUUUUAGUGCAGGCAUUACUAACAAGAAUAGCAACGGAGGUAGCAGCGGCAGUAGUAGUGCAAGUAGCUAUACUAACAACGGUAAAGGAAAACAUAUGAUUUCUAGCGAAGGGAAUGACUAUGUACAUCAUAAGAAGAAUCACAAUAACAGUAUUAGCAGUGGAAGCAGUAGUAGCAGUAGUAGUAGCAAUGAAACAGCUUUGAAUAAGGAUGAAAAAGGUAAACUUAUUGGAAGCAUAAAUACUAAUAACAAAACAAUAGGCAAUGGUCGUGAUUCGACCUUCAGAAAUGCCGCUAUAGGAGGUUCUUCGAUGGCGAACUUACUGCCGAAUAACAGUAACAAUGAGGGAAAUACCAGAUAUGGAAAAUAUUGGUCACCUCCUGUCAUGAUGGGACCCAACAAAUAUGAUGGUUCUAAUGCAGAAAAUAGUGGCUUUACAAUUUACAAAAAUUUUCCUUCAGAGAGAAAUCAGAGAUAUAAGGAAUCAUUUUCAAGGAGAAAUUGGUUCAGUGAAGGUUCUCAGACGGUAGCACAGCUUCCUAGUGUUGUUUAUAAUGGGAGAGAUGGUCAAAAUAAUGAUUAUUACUCAAAAGUAGCACCACCCUUGUUUUCGGGAAACAUGAAUAACCUUCCUCAUAUCACUGAUUUUUAUAAAGGUAAGAGUGAUAGUGCUGAGCCUUACAGGAAGAGCAUUAAUGGAAGAAGAUUUAGUGCUCCUUAUGUGCAUGACAGGUUACAUUUGCAACCAAAUCUAUCAAAGCAACUCUCUACACCUGGCUCAGAAGAGCAGACUAGAGGAUCUGCUAUAAAUGUACAGAAGACAAUGGAAAGCCCUCCAUACUUAAUUCCUGUGAAUAACGAGCCGCUCAUGGUUUCUUCUUUUUCUGGACAGAAUAUGUCUGGUAGUAAUAACAAUAGCAUGAAUGUCCAUAGCAAUGGCUGUGGUCCUUUGUCUGGUGCACCAUCGACUAUGAUCACAACAACAGCAACAGUGACACCACAAGAUGGUCAGCAGGUUGAUCCUGCUCAAACUCUAAAUGAAAAUGAGGAUAUAGUUAUGAAAGACCAUGUUCAACGAGAUGAAUUACAGAUGGCAAAACCAGUUAUUAUAAAGAACAAUAAUGGUACAACUUUUGCUAGAGGCAAUAGAUUACCACCGUUACAAAGCUUUUCUAGGACGGAUACGAUGAGCAACCCAUAUUAA
Molecule: messenger RNA, 1842 nt
Organism: Nakaseomyces glabratus
Lineage: Eukaryota; Fungi; Ascomycota; Saccharomycetes; Saccharomycetales; Saccharomycetaceae
Gene: USV1
Product: Usv1p
Biological process (GO): regulation of transcription by RNA polymerase II
Molecular function (GO): RNA polymerase II cis-regulatory region sequence-specific DNA binding; DNA-binding transcription factor activity, RNA polymerase II-specific
Source: RefSeq, a predicted model, not a curated record